AUGUCUAUCAAUAACUUCAAUCAAUAUAAAAAUAAAGAAGCAGGAGUAAUAGAAACUAAUCCUAAACAACGACCUAAAAAUGUUAAUCGAGUUUCAUCAAUUCCACAAGCUGAUAAAUGGAGAAGUAUAAUAUUAAGUGAAAUAUCAUCAAAAUUAACUCAAAUAAAUGAUUCCACAACAAAUGAUCAAAGAUUAAGAGAACUAAAUGAUGAAUUGAAUAAAUUAUUUAAAGAGAAACGAUCAUGGGAAUAUAGAAUAAAAGAACUUGGUGGAAAUGAUUAUAUACUAGCUACUAAAAAUGAUAUGAUUCAUUCUGGUAUAAAUUUAGCAGGUUGGAGAUAUUUUGGAAGAGCAAAAGAAUUACCUGAUGUUAAAAAAAUGAUUGAAGAUAAACAAAAGAAUGGGAAUGACAAAAAGAAUAAGAAACCUCAUAAAAUAAAAUUAGAUGAUGAAUAUUUUGGAAAAAUUGAAGAUUCUAAAACAUUAAUUGAUUAUGAAACAGAGAGGACUAAAGAAAAUGGUUAG
Messenger RNA from Lodderomyces pseudojiufengensis, 525 nucleotides. It is a transcript of the gene ISY1, whose product is annotated as Isy1p. The transcript is spliced from 2 exons. NCBI's taxonomy places the organism in Eukaryota, Fungi, Ascomycota, Pichiomycetes, Serinales, Debaryomycetaceae. Bases 1 to 525 code for a protein of 174 amino acids. Gene Ontology annotation, biological process: mRNA 3'-splice site recognition; generation of catalytic spliceosome for second transesterification step. Gene Ontology annotation, cellular component: post-spliceosomal complex; catalytic step 2 spliceosome; Prp19 complex. The record is from RefSeq and is a predicted model, not a curated record.